Messenger RNA from Diaporthe batatas, 2352 nucleotides. RefSeq lists its product as uncharacterized. NCBI's taxonomy places the organism in Eukaryota, Fungi, Ascomycota, Sordariomycetes, Diaporthales, Diaporthaceae. The record is from RefSeq and is a predicted model, not a curated record. The transcript has 3 exons. The coding region runs from base 489 to 2150 and encodes 553 amino acids.
GGGGUCUGGGGUCCAACGACAGCCACUACUGUCGGUCUGCAUCGCGAAAAACUCUCCCACUGGCCGAGCCCAGAGGGAUCACCGCUCAGGUUGGCUCGCCAGCCGCUGGGUAUCGUGUGAUAGUGACCUCUGCCGACAUUAGGCCGCCUUUCCUAUUCAUCUCAGAUGGCGGCGUACAAGGGGGCUGUACGACGUCGAUAUCAUGCUCGUUUCCCCGGAAUGCAUUUGUUGCUUUGUAGCUGUUCUUGUCUGUUCUUGUCAUGCAUACCACCAAGUAAUCUCGGUUUUUCUAUUGUCUUUUGUCCUUCCCGCUUCAGUUUACUAUACCUAAUUCAUUUAAUCGCCAAUAUCGACAGGAUCCUCCUGGCUGAGGAUACUGCUUUGACAUUCAUUUCUACCAAGACCACACACGCCGUUUUCACUCGAGACCGACUGGAACGCCAUCGAUAUAGUUCCAGUGAAGCACAAGGUCCAUUCAAGUAUUCAUCAUGGCAGUCCGCUCUUUAUACACACUACUCGCUCUCUUUUUUUCUUUCAAUGUUAUCGCCCUUCAAGUAACACCAAAUUCCCCUUGCUCCUCCGCAUGCCUAGACUCGUCGACACUGGACAGCUCUGAUCCGAACUCAUCUAAUACCGAGUCAACGGAUAUCGUAUGCGAGGAUGUGGCUCUGAACAGUACGGACAAGGGCUCCAAAUGGAAGCAGUGCAUGACCUGUCUUCAAAACAGUACCUUUGAACAGGGUUCAGAGAGCGACCAAUACUGGUUCAUGUAUAAUCUCCGUUAUAGCUUUGAUUAUUGCGUGUAUGGUUUCCCAAAUGGCACUGGCUCUGGAUCCAACCCAUGCGCGACAUCCACGGCCUGUGGUGCCCUCAGGUCCGGGCUCGAGGACGGGGAUCUGAGCACAACAGGAUCACAGUUCGGUUACUGCAACGAUGGCUCUGUGACUGGGGAAUAUUAUAACGCAUGCCUUAAUUGCGUCGGUUCUAGUGGUGAAACCCGCUAUAUUGCAAAUGCCCUGAUCGCCUUACAAGCUGGUUGUCUCCAGAAGCCCAAUACCACAACCGAACUUGGUCUCAGCGACUCGGUCUUUUCCCGCAAGGUUAUCGAGAUCGUCGACCCAUCCACGCAAGAGGAGCCCGCCGAUUCCGUACAGCUCGGCACAGCAGCCAUCGCAGGCAUAGCAGUCGGGGCGGCUGUUCUGCUUCUUGUCAUUGCGGCCAUCAUCUUUAUUCGCAUCCGCAAGCGCAAGAACCGUGCAAACCUUGGGAUAGAGCCCCGCUGGGGAAGGUCAAAAAAGCCACACAAACGGAACUCUUCGUUCUCGUUCCACUGUCGCAAGAUCUUGUCCUCGCCCAUGUCUCCAAAAUUCUUCAAGGACGACCUGACCCCGGUGGAAGAAAACCAACCCUACGGCUCACUGGAUGCAGUGACCCAGUCACAGAUAUCAGGAGUCGAUCCUCCCAGUGAUGCUCCCGACGGGCGGUACUUCAUCGAGACCAGGCAGCGGCCGGCAUACGAGCCUUCUUGGAGUCCCCAGGGCCCGCCACCAUCCUUCCACAGCUUCGGGCCCCCAGCAAUGACCCCGGAGAAGCCCGAGGGGCAAUACUCGGUGUCGGCUCCAGAAAAGAAGGGCGUCUCGGGAAAAGCACCCCUUAGCAUCGACACUACCCUCGUCGCACCGCCGCCAGCCCGCCAGUCGCCACGGAACGACGCCUUCGCCACGCUCAUCACCUCGGCACAGCCCAUACCAUCGACGCUGCCGCUGAGGACCAUGCCAUACGCACCUUCCACGCGGGCAAGCGUCGCGUCGACCACGUCGCCACAGUCAUCCGGUGGCGGCAACAGGAUAAGGCCCAAGGCAAGCAACACCACCAUGAGCAGCCAGGGCAGCGGGUACCCGGGCUUGGUGACGCCGUCGUCCGCUUCGCCGUUGAUGAGGCAGAAGCACGGCUGGCCCAGCCCCCGCGAGACGGCAGACACGCCCUGGUUCCCGCCGCCACCGCCGUCUGGCCCGCCUCCCAAAUCAUCCCCGGCCAAGGGCUCACGCAAGGGCUCUGCCGGGUGGGGGAAGAAGGGGACGAGGGACAGCGGCAGCCCGGUGGAGACGCAGCAGAUCCAGAUAUCAUUCCCUGCGCCGCCUCAAAGAUAGUUGUUGACGCUUGGAAAUGUGCAAAUAUUUGUCGUGUAAUGCAAUGUGUACGAGUACCUACGGGAGCAAAUGUUUCUGCAUUUUGGAUGCUGGGAGAUACCAAUCUAGCACGGCGUUUGAAGGAUAUGAUAUGUAUUGUGGUCGGCUGUAUCAUAUAGUGGCUUUGUACAGGCCACAUAAUAACAGAUUGUUUUUGUACCUG